AUGGUGUUCAUGUUUUCUGGGUUUGAUGACACUAAGUUCACGUAUGUGAACUUAGUUGACGUAGGGUUUAAUUUUGGAGUUCACGUACGUGAAAUUAGAUUACGUAGGUUUGAAAUGGUGCACACAAUGUUUACUAAUAGAGCGGGUCGUGUUAUACUCGACAAGGGGACUUUGAAUGAUGACGUUCGUCGUGUUAGACCAACCGCUUCUGCACGGGCUCACCAUGCUCAACAUGAACAGCGAAGAUUACGGAAGCAACAAGCAGAAGAGGCCCAACCUGAAGAGGUCCAAGCGGAAGAGACCCAACAGGAUGAAGCAGAUGACGGAUAUCCUGGUGGUCCAGUUGACAGGUCUGUCCUAAGGACAUAUGGGGAUCAUGUUGCGACACGACUAUGGGACGGCGUGGAUCGCGAAGAGUUAAGGGUUUUUAGCAACGGUAAAAAAUUAAAAGAAGCUAUUAUUGAAAAUGAAGAGCUACAAGAUGAUCGACAAAGGUAUAAUUUCUGCCUUUGUCGAGAGAUGGCAUCGCGACACAAUAGCUUUCAUCUUCCAAUUGGAGAGAUGAUCAUUACUCUGGACGGUGUCUCCUCGCUGCUGCAUAUACCCAUCACCGGUGCAUUCUUCAGCGUUAGUAUAUUUAACAAGGAUGACGCUGCAAAAUUAUUGGGUGAGCUUCUUGGGAGACCUCAACUCAUGUGGGGAUAUGCAUGGGGUGUUGUUGCGCUUGCUUACCUAUACGACAAUCUUCGAGAAGCGAGCAUGCAUCAGACUGGAACGGUAUCAGGGUAUCUAACACUAUUACAGGUAUUUGCGCUUGCUUUUGUGGUCUGA
Molecule: messenger RNA, 831 nt
Organism: Cicer arietinum (chickpea)
Lineage: Eukaryota; Viridiplantae; Streptophyta; Magnoliopsida; Fabales; Fabaceae
Source: RefSeq, a predicted model, not a curated record